Candida tropicalis MYA-3404 is the source of this 2832-nucleotide messenger RNA. It is a transcript of the gene PFK2, whose product is annotated as 6-phosphofructokinase subunit beta. Gene Ontology annotation, cellular component: mitochondrion; cytoplasm; 6-phosphofructokinase complex. The coding region runs from base 1 to 2832 and encodes 943 amino acids. The transcript has a single exon. Lineage: Eukaryota; Fungi; Ascomycota; Pichiomycetes; Serinales; Debaryomycetaceae. The record is from RefSeq and is a predicted model, not a curated record. Gene Ontology annotation, molecular function: monosaccharide binding; fructose-6-phosphate binding; identical protein binding. Gene Ontology annotation, biological process: canonical glycolysis; fructose 6-phosphate metabolic process; fructose 1,6-bisphosphate metabolic process.
AUGAUUUCAAUUGUUAAUGGUACUUCCACGCAUUCGUUGGUUGCUGGAACCAAAGAAACAUUGAGCCAGGCCAUUAAUUUCUACACAAAUAUCCUUGGGUUGUCCGUACAUUCAGAAAAUGACGACUUGACAUAUUUAUCAAAUGAAGACAACAAAAUGAUUGUCAAAAUCAAAUUGGACGCAAAAACUGGUUUGUCUCCAUCCCAAAUUCAUGACAGAAGAGAAGAUAUAAUCUCCAAAUUGAAUGUCAUCGAUUGGAGAUCAUUGGAUACUACCAAUGUCUUUAAAGUUGAAAACUUGGUUGCCUUGAUUGAAACUUUGUCUACUUAUAGAUACACUUUACAAAUUACCCCAAACGAAUUGUAUCCUAAUGAAGUUUACUGUGUUGAUCCAUUGGGUUAUAUUGUUGGUUUCACAGCUUGUGCCGAACCAUUGACCCUUGUGCCUCCAUUACAAAAAGCCAAUCCAAAAUUUGACGGAGCCUCCAACUUGAUGAGCAAAUCUGGAUCCCAAUCUAGAUCUGUUGAAGAAAUCAAACAAGUUAGAAGAAACAUUGGUGUUAUGACUUCUGGUGGUGAUUCCCAAGGUAUGAAUGCUGCCGUUAGAGCUGUUGUCAGGGCCACUAUCUUCCGUGGCUGCAAAGCUUUUGUUAUUAAAGAAGGUUAUGAAGGUUUGGUUAAAGGGGGCCCUGAAUAUAUCAAAGAAACCAAUUGGCAAGAUGUUAGAGGGUACCUUUCUGAAGGUGGUACUAACAUUGGUACUGCUAGAUGUAUGGAAUUCAAAGAACGUUGGGGUAGAUUAUUGGGUUGUAGACAUUUGAUUGAAGCCGGAAUUGACGGUUUGAUUGUCUGUGGUGGUGAUGGUUCCUUAACCGGGGCUGAUCUUUUCAGACACGAAUGGCCAUCAUUGAUUGCUGAAUUGAAAGAAAAGGGUGAAAUCACUGCAGAACAAUACGAAAGACACAAGCACUUGUACAUUUGUGGUAUGGUUGGUUCUAUUGAUAAUGAUAUGGCCAUGACAGAUUCCACCAUUGGUGGUUACUCUGCUUUGGAAAGAAUCUGUAGAGCUGUUGACUACAUUGAUGCCACUGCCAGUUCCCAUUCCCGUGCUUUCGUUGUUGAAGUUAUGGGUAGACAUUGUGGUUGGUUGGCUUUGAUGGCUGGUAUUGCCACUAGUGCCGAUUAUAUUCUUAUCCCUGAAAAACCAGCCUCUUCUAAAGACUGGAAAGAUCAAAUGUGUGACAUUGUUGGUAAACACAGAGCUAAAGGUAAGAGAAAGACCAUUGUCAUUGUUGCUGAAGGUGCCAUUACUUCUGAAUUGAAACCAAUCACCUCUGAAGAAGUUAAAGAUGUCUUGGUUGAUAGAUUAGGUUUGGAUACCAGAAUCACUGUUUUGGGUCAUGUCCAAAGAGGUGGUACUGCUGUUGCUUAUGAUAGAAUUUUGGCUACUUUGCAAGGGGUUGAAGCUGUUAAAGCUAUUUUGGAAUUGACCCCAGAUGUUCCAUCCCCAUUGAUUGCCAUUGAUGAAAACAAGAUUUGCUGCAAACCAUUGGUUGAAGCCGUCAAGAUUACCAAAUCUGUUGCUGAUGCCAUUGAAGCUCAAGAUUUCGACAAGGCCAUGUCAUUGAGAGACCAUGAGUUUAAGGAACAUUUAGCCAACUUUAUGGCCAUGAAUUCUGCUGUUCAUGAAAAACCAACUUUACCAGUUGAAAAGCGUAAGAAGAUUGCUAUUGUCAAUAUUGGUGCUCCAGCUGGUGGUAUGAAUUCUGCAGUUUAUGCCAUGGCCACUUAUUGUAUGUCUAGAGGUCACACUCCAUACGCCAUCCACAAUGGUUUUGCUGGUUUGGCCAGACACGAAUCUGUUAAACUGAUGAAUUGGAUUGAUAUUGAAGGUUGGAACAGUAUUGGUGGUUCAGAAAUCGGUACCAACAGACAAACACCUGAAGAUACUGAUAUUGGUAUGAUUGCACACUAUUUUGAAAAAUACCAAUUCGAUGGUUUGAUUAUUGUUGGUGGUUUCGAAGCAUUUGUUUCUUUAGAACAAUUGGAAAGAUCUAGAGCUAUGUACCCAGCUUUCAGAAUUCCUAUGGUUUUGAUCCCAGCUACUAUUUCCAAUAAUGUUCCAGGUACUGAAUACUCUUUGGGUGCUGAUACAUGUUUGAACUCCUUGAUGGAAUACUGUGAUAUUGUCAAACAAUCUGCAUCUGCCACUAGAGGUACUGCUUUCGUUGUUGAUGUUCAAGGUGGUAACUCUGGUUAUAUUGCUACAUAUGCUGCUUUGAUCAGUGGUGCCCAAGCCUCAUAUGUUCCAGAAGAAGGUAUUAACUUGUCUCAAUUAGAAAAUGAUAUCAACUCAUUGAGAGAAUCCUUCUGUAUUGAAAGAGAAAUGACCAAAUCUGGUAAAUUGAUCAUCAAGUCCAGUAAUGCCUCCAAGGUUUUGACUCCACAUGUAUUGGCCGAUAUUAUCAAUGCUGAAAGUCACGGUGAAUUUGAUACCAAGACUGCUAUUCCAGGUCAUGUUCAACAAGGUGGCUUGCCAUCUCCAAUUGAUAGAGCCAGAGGUGAUAGAUUUGCCAUUAAAGCUGUUCAAUUUAUUGAAGACCAUGCUGAUGAUUUGAGUGGCUUGAGAUACUCUUUGGAAUUCCCAGAUGAUGAUAAGAAGAUUAUGAACACAGCUGCUGUAUUGGGUGUUAAAUCAUCACACUUGAAGUUCACUUCCAUCAGACACUUGUAUGAUUUUGAAACUGAAUUGGGUAGAAGAAUGCCAAAGAAGAUUCAUUGGAGUAACACUAGAGAAAUUGCUGAUAGAUUGGUUGGUAGAACCAGAAUCUAA